UCUCCUUUUUCACGUCAGAACACUCUCAAUUUCUAAUUGUAACUACAAAUUUUAUUAAGUUCGCUUCUCUGUCAGUCACUGUUUCAAUGGAAUCCCAAAUGACACAUGCUCAUGGUCAAGGCAAAACUCAAGAGCACGAACCCCACACGGUUAGGCAUCACACCAGUAGCGUGGCAGAAGGUGAAGAUGAGCAGCACCACGAGAAGAAGUCGGUUCUGACGAAGGUGAAGGCAAAGGCAAGGAAGAUAAAAGACUCACUCACAAAACAUGGUCAUGGUCAAAACCAUGACCAAGACCAAGACCAAGACCAAGACCAUAUCCCUGAUGUUCAUGAUCUCGAUGAGGAAGACGAUGAUGAGGAAGAAAUGGCUGAAGACCCUGAAGUUCAUGGUGCACCAAUAUAUGAGGCUACAGCCAUUAAGACCACUGGGCUAGUGGACUCUGGAGUCAAUUCUGGAAGGUCAAAGGUCACGGAGGUUGAUACUCGGUUACCCAACGUGAACCCUGACGAAGGGAUUGAUGUUAAAAACGUUGAUCAGGGUUUGAAAACAGCCGUGGGUGAAAUUCCUAGCGCACCACAAAAUACACCUGCAUCUCAUACUGCUCCAGGAAUUCAUCACCCCAGAGACAAUGACCCAACUAGAACCUUAGUCCACGGUGAAGAGGAACGUUCUGGGCAACCGAAAGUCAACUUGCAAAGACCAGAACGCUGGGAGGAGGAUCUCGCUGUCCCAAAGGACACACCUGGUUCUUAUGUUCCUGUGAAUUAUCAGGCCAAAGUCGGUGACCAUACUGGCAAAGGUGGUGAAGCAGCAGGAGUAAACCCAGAUCUUCUUUCUUUUGACAAAAUGAAAAUCUAUGACGAACCAAAACCAAAUUCAGAAGAAAAACAGAGCUUACCUACUGGAACUGAAGAUUUUUUUACCAGUGUGCCCACUGGAAGCCAUGACCAGUUCUCGCCAGAAUUAACCCCCCCGGAACGUAGGAGCACAGAAAAAUACCCACAAGAGAACAUAGUUGACAGGCCCUCGAACGAGCGUGAUGAGUUCUCGCCAGUUUUAACUCCCCCACAACGUACGAGCACAGAAGACAACCCGGAAGGGGAGGUAGUUGACAGGCCUUCCAACGAGCGUGACCAGUUCUCACCAGGAUUAACUCCCCCACAACGUAUGAGCACAGAAGACAACCCGCAAGAGAACGUAGUUGACAGGCCUUCGAACCAGGGUAGCUACAUUCAGAAAAUUUCAUCUGCCACCUCUGCAAUCACAGAUAGAGCAGUAUCCGCUAAGAAUGUUGUAGCUUCCAAGCUUGGAUAUGGCGAGAAAGACAACACAGGAGGACAUGAAGUGCGUGAAGGGGAUAAAAAUUCCAUGUCAGGAUCAGCAGUAGAUUAUGGAAAGAAAAUGGCUGCUACUGUGACAGAGAAGCCGACUCCAGUUUAUGAGAAGGUUGCAGGAGCAGGAAGUACAAAAAGGUCAAAAAUGCAGGGUGCUACCACUGGUACUGGUACUGGUACUGGUACUGGCAGUACCCAGGAACGUGGGGUUGAUGGGCAAGACAAAGGAGUGUCGGUGAAGGACUACAUUGCAGAGAAAUUGAGGCCCGGAGAAGAAGACAAGGCUCUAUCAGAGGUGAUAUCUGAGACUUUGCAUAAGAAGAAAGUGGAUCAAGAGAAACCUGCAGCAACCUCUAGGCCUGUGAGUGAGGUGAUUUCAGAUGCUUUGCACAAGCGAAAUGAAGAACCUGAUGAAACAGAUAGGCCUAUGGGAAAAGUGACCGAAUCCGAGGAGGUGGCCAGGAGGCUGGACACUCAUAAUAAAGAUUCUUCCAAAGAGAAGGACAUGAGUUCCAGCUUUAUUAGUAAUGAUAGUAGUACUUCUGGCAAUGGUGUAGUUGAUAAGAUCAAAGGAGCAGUUGGUUCAUGGUUUGGGAAAGGGGGUGAGUCCCAGGGAUCUCAGCAGUCACUUGGUUCCUCAUUCGAUUCUGCUAAUGAUGGGGCAAGGCAGGAAACCGGCAUUACUGAGGAGAGAAGACCUCAGGAGUCUGGCAAUUGAUACAAUAUGAUUUGUGUUUUCAAUUAAGUGUGGUUUUCUUCGGUGUUUGUAUUACUCUUUAUGUACCCAUAAAUGUGUCAGAUUGUAGAUUGGGUUAUACCUCUUUAUUACAGUUUUGUGUGUUUAUAAGAUGGAUGAAUCUUCAGUGAUGCGUGAGGGAUAUAUCUGUAAGGCAAUGGUUGUUUGCAUUGCCCUUUGCCAGCAAUAGCAUGAAACUAUCCUAAUAAUUUUCUUUUCGAAACAAGUUUUGAGCUGCUUUCUCAGGAA
This is a messenger RNA of Pistacia vera, 2321 nucleotides long. Its product is annotated as low-temperature-induced 65 kDa protein. Bases 87 to 2054 code for a protein of 655 amino acids. The record is from RefSeq and is a predicted model, not a curated record. NCBI's taxonomy places the organism in Eukaryota, Viridiplantae, Streptophyta, Magnoliopsida, Sapindales, Anacardiaceae. Gene Ontology annotation, biological process: response to stress; response to abscisic acid. The transcript has 5 exons.